Molecule: messenger RNA, 2302 nt
Organism: Hemiscyllium ocellatum (epaulette shark)
Lineage: Eukaryota; Metazoa; Chordata; Chondrichthyes; Orectolobiformes; Hemiscylliidae
Product: zinc finger protein 835-like
Exons: 2
Coding region: 614-1750 (378 amino acids)
Biological process (GO): regulation of transcription by RNA polymerase II
Molecular function (GO): RNA polymerase II cis-regulatory region sequence-specific DNA binding; DNA-binding transcription factor activity
Source: RefSeq, a predicted model, not a curated record
GACUAGUUUUAAGGCUGUAGACUUUAUCACCCAGAUGCCCACACCCUCAUUCCUCCCUUUGAUUGCACUAUGAUCACUGAAAGAGAAGGCUAGUGCAAACGGAUGCCCUUCACGGUGGUCCAACCAUCAACAUCCUGCAGAGCGGCACCUCUAUCUUCGCAGAUCAUCUGGUUAUAUUUAUCAUCGCCAUCGACACGUGGGUGAGCCAUUGAGUAUUUGAAAAUCUGAAGACUGAAGUUUCAAAAUCAACAGAUGAAGGGCUUAUGCCCGAAACAUUGACUCUCCUGCUCCUCGGAUGCUGCCUGACCUGCUGUUUUGCCAGCGCCACAUUUUUUGACUGACUCUCCAGCGUCUGCAGUCCUCACUUUGAUGUCAAUGUCUGACAGUCACUCAAUCCAUUGGGACCACAACAAUUUUUGACUGUGAUUUCGGUGAGAGGGAUCAACACUUUUUGGAUUCCAGUUUGAGGACAUUUUCAGCAUCAGGUGGGACUGGAUGAGAGACCCCACAGUUGCAGCGCACUGUGUGUGGAGCCUGAAAGAGUUAUACCGCCUGGGAAGGGGAUUUCACGGCAGGGCUCUACACAUGUUUGUGUGCAGCUGAAGUUGUGGCCAUGGAGAAACCCGAGGAAUCCCGCCCCGUGGAGAAACCGUGGAAGUGUGGCGACUGUGGGAAAGGCUUCCGUUUCCCGUCUGCCCUGGAGACUCAUCGGCGCAGUCACACCGGGGAGAGGCCGUUCCCCUGCACUGACUGCGGGAAGACCUUCAGAGAUUACUCCCACCUGCUGAGGCACCAGCGGAGCCACACGGGGGACAAACCCAUCAGCUGCCCAGACUGUGGGAAGGCCUUCAUAUUUUUCUCUGCCAUGUUGGUCCACCAGCGGGUCCACACGGGAGAGAGGCCAUUCAGCUGCCCUGAGUGUGGGAAGGCCUUCAGCAAUUCCUACAACCUGCAGAGCCACCAGCGGGUCCACAUGGGGGAGAGGCCCUUUACCUGCUCUCUGUGCGGGAAGGCCUUCAGCAGUUCCUCCUCCCUGCUGAGGCACCAGCUGGUCCACACCGGGGAGAGACCGUACACCUGCCCUCAGUGCGGGAAGGGAUUCACCUGCUCCUCCAACCUGCUGACCCACCAGCGGAUCCACAGGGGGGAGAGGCCCUUCAGCUGCCCAGAGUGUGGGAAGGCCUUUACCCAAAUCUCUGCCUUGCGGAGCCACCAGCGGAUCCACUCCGGGGAGAGGCCCUUCAGCUGCCCCGUAUGCGGGAAGGGCUUCAAUCGCUCCUCCUCCCUGCGGAGCCACCAGCGGAUCCAUACAGGGGAGAGGCCCUUCAGCUGCCCCGAGUGUGGGAAGGCCUUUACCCACGUCUCUGCCUUGCGGAGCCACCAGCGUGUCCACACGGGGGAGAGGCCCUUCACUUGCCCCGAGUGCGGGAAGGCCUUCAGCAGUUCCUCCACGCUGCUGACCCACCAGCAUGUCCACACAGGGGAGAGACCGUACACCUGCCCUCAGUGCGGGAAGGGCUUCAACUGCUACUCCACCGUGCGGAGACACCAGCGGAUCCACACAGGGGAGAGACCGUACACCUGCCCUCAGUGUGGGAAGGGCUUCAGCACAUCUUCCUCCCUGCUGAGGCACCAGCGGAUCCACACCGGGGAGAGGCCGUUCAUCUGCUCUCAGUGCGGGAAGGGCUUCACCUACUCCUCCCAACUGCAGAAGCACCAGCGAGUUCACGUGCCAUCGCAGGGGGAUUGAAGGAGUGACGGCCGAGUCCCAUUAUCGAUUGGAAUAUCAACCCGGUUCCGGGGACUCCCGGGUUCGAAUCCCGCCAUGACAGAUGGCAGAAUUGGUAUUCGGUCAGAAAUGUGGAAUUCGGAAUCUAACGAUGAGACCAUUUCAGGGAGGGGGUGGUGUGGGGGAGAAAACCCCCAUCUGAUUCCCUCUCUCCCUUGUUAGGGAAGGGAACUGCCAUUGUGGGAAAGGAUACACUCAGUCGUCCCAGCUGCAUCCUUUACCCGGUCUUGCCUACACGUGACUCCAGACCCACAGCAGUCUGGUUGACUCUACGCUGCUCAUCCAACUUACUUGGAUACAGGUUGAAAUUGCUGAGUGAGGCAAUACUCCCUCCAGGUUAAGGCUCCAAUUACAAAGGGACAACUCAGUGGUGACCAAUAAUGAAGUAAGUGAGGGGUUGCACUUUGACCUUGAGCUGUUUUUAAAAAAAAUGCUACUUUUUCUACGCCUUUCUGCUGGGAGAUUCUGAAGCUGUAACAAAGUUGGGUCACAAUAAAGAUUACCUGAACUUCA